Messenger RNA from Aspergillus ibericus CBS 121593, 318 nucleotides. RefSeq lists its product as uncharacterized. NCBI's taxonomy places the organism in Eukaryota, Fungi, Ascomycota, Eurotiomycetes, Eurotiales, Aspergillaceae. The coding region runs from base 15 to 206 and encodes 63 amino acids. The transcript has a single exon. The record is from RefSeq and is a predicted model, not a curated record.
UAUCGUUCAGCAAGAUGUUCGGAGGCUUCGGACAGAAUAACCAGCAAAGCUCCGGCUUUGGAGCAGGCUCUGGCUUCGGUGGCACGAGUACUGGUGGAGGUAGGUGUCUUCGUUCGGUUGCGACCCCGUCCUCGUUCUUCCGGAUUAUUCCUUGUUCCCUUGGGACUCUCCGGUGUAAAAUGAUCGGUACUUGCUGGUGCUCUUGACGUCGACCCGCGACCGUCCCCUUUCGACUCUGGACCACCAACAACCUGCGGAGGGCUUCGACGCUUGGCAAACAGCAGCACUGCAAGAGAAGGGAUCGCAGCUUCAAUACAG